This is a messenger RNA of Drosophila takahashii, 2906 nucleotides long. Its product is annotated as fibulin-1. Gene Ontology annotation, molecular function: calcium ion binding. The record is from RefSeq and is a predicted model, not a curated record. NCBI's taxonomy places the organism in Eukaryota, Metazoa, Arthropoda, Insecta, Diptera, Drosophilidae.
CGUAUGCACACGAACAUUCGUUAUUUUUUCACUCAUUGCCGGACUUGCUCACUUAUAGCUCCCUCUUCUUUAUCAAUUUUAAUUUUGUCCACCGGCAAGUUUUUCUGUUGGACCCGCUAUGUUUUAUAAAUUGUGUGUAUUUAUGUGUUUAUUGAUCGUUGGACAGCAAAUCAAAGCUGCAUUGGCCAGCGACAACAUAUCGGAUUAUAUAAGAAAAUGCUGCAUAAAUGGUCUUCGACAUGCGCGAACCACUGCCUCCUGCACAAAUAUCGAUAUAGCCCCAAUAAUAAUUCCACAACUUUGGCUUGGUCUGUGUCAUUCUACACUUAAAGUCUGCUGUUCUCGAGAACUGGAUAAUCAAAAUUGUGAGCUAGGUCGACUUGCUGCCUUGGACGGUACUCGGUGUGACAGAGAAGGAAAUUUAACUUCUAAUUCUUAUGCAACAUGUUGUCGUUCUUGUCAAAUUGGAUUGGCAGUUAAAGCUAGUAAAGUCAAUUGCAAGGAUCCAUUAUUUUCAUUUCUUUCCUCAAUUGAAUCAUAUCGAGCUUGUUGUUAUGAAGAUUUAGAUUCCACCGUAAAAUCUGAUAUUGGUAAAAAAAUAACUGACAAUUCUAUAACUGAGGAUGGCGAAAGUCAAUUGGAUUCUGAGGAGGAUAUGAAUGGUACUAUUGUCCUAACCGAUGAUGACGACAUAUGUGGGAAAAUUGAAAAUCUGUGCGCCCACAUAUGCGAAAACACUAUUGACGCAUAUCAAUGUAAGUGUCACCCCGGAUUUAUGUUAGAUAAUAACAACGUCACAUGCUCUCCGAUGCAACCCAAUAUAUGUCCGAGUGGCUACAAUUUAGAUAAAUUGGAAAACAAGUGCAUUGACAUUGAUGAAUGUAGGGAAAAUAUUCAUGAGUGUAAGUUAUCCCAAUACUGUCAUAACACGAAAGGUGGCUACCACUGCUUAAAUGUGAAAGCAAAGGAUUGUCCGCCGGGAUAUCACUAUGAGAGUGAAUACGAUGAAUGCAAAGAUGAUCACGAAUGCAAAGAUGACAGCUCAAAGUGUACCGCGGUCAAGAGUCAAUCAUGUGAAAGCGGUUUCAUUUUAAAAAACGGAAGUUGUACAGAUAUUGACGAAUGCUCUCAUAGCACAUUAAAUCAUUGUCAUAUUAUUAAACACCAGGAAUGCAAUAACACUAUGGGUGGCUAUUCCUGCCACUGCCAGGCUGGAUUUAAUUUGGAUGUCACCCAGAAUCAGUGCAUUGAUAUAAAUGAAUGUUCAAUAAACAACCACAACUGCCUUCCGACUCAAAGAUGUGAUAACACGAUCGGAUCAUAUAUAUGCACGCGUCUUCAAAGCUGCGGCACAGGGUACACCUUGAAUGCCCAAACUGGACAUUGUGACGAUGAUGAUGAAUGCGCACUUAGAACUCAUAAUUGCCCUUUUAACUACGAUUGCCACAAUACGAAAGGAUCAUUUCGAUGCUAUAGAAAAAGCACCACAAGCUCAACCACUACAACGACAUCAACUACAGUUUCACCUUUAGAGCCUGCACGAAGGGCAAAUAAUAGUCGAUACCCAUAUCCAUUAGCUGUACAUCCGGAUUACUCAAGUCUCAGCUAUGCCAAUUCCCCGAUAUCCCGAUUGGACUGUUCUCCCGGAUUUUAUAGGAAUAAUCUUGGUGCAUGUGUCGAUAUUAAUGAAUGCGUGGAACACAAUCCUUGUGGUAACCAUCAACGUUGCAUCAACACAAACGGUCAUUUCCGCUGCGAAAGUCUUCUUCAGUGCUCGGCCGGAUACAAGUCAGCAGUAGACGGCAAAUUAUGCAUAGACAUUGAUGAGUGCGACACUGGAGAACAUAACUGUGGCGAAAAACAAAUAUGCCGAAAUCGAAACGGCGGCUAUGUAUGCACUUGUCCGAUAGGCCAUGAACUUAAACGCCUCGGCAGCAGUGGUGGCAAUACAUGUGUGGACAUAAACGAAUGCUCGCUAGAUCAACGUGUAUGUCCAUCGAAUGCACAUUGCUUGAACACCAUAGGGUCUUACUAUUGUGAGUGCAAAGCUGGGUUCCAAAAAAAACCUGACAAUAAUAAUGACACACAAUGCUUCGAUAUCGAUGAGUGCAGCGUGGUUCCGGGUCUUUGCCAACAAAAGUGUGUUAACUUUUGGGGAGGAUAUCGAUGCUCGUGUAACUCUGGAUACCAACUAGGACAGGACAACCGCACGUGCCAUGAUAUAAAUGAAUGCGAAGUACAUAAGGAUUAUAAGCUAUGCAUGGGAUUCUGCAUUAACACUCCCGGUUCCUAUCAAUGCUCCUGCCCACGUGGUUAUUUAUUGUCUGCAGACAGGAAUACGUGUCGAGAUAUCGAUGAAUGUGCAACUGAUUCCAAUAACCAAGUUUGCACAGGCCGGAAUGACAUAUGCACCAACACCAGAGGAAGCUACAAAUGUACGACCAUUAAUUGCCCAUAUGGAUACACCAUUGACCCAGAUCAAAAAAACCGUUGCCGACAAAACAGUAACUUCUGCGAAGGAGAAGAUUGUUACACUCAACCGUCAGCUUAUACAUAUAAUUUUAUUACCUUCGUUUCCAAGCUAAUUAUCGCACCGGAGGGUCGAACCAUAUUUACACUAAGAGGUCCACUUUGGUAUGAUAACAUCGAUUUUGAUCUUAAGAUUAUUCGCAUACAAGCAACCAACCAUAUUGAGAGAGCAACUGAUAAGAAUUUUGACACUUUAAAAAAUAACAACCAAGUCAAUGUGCUACUGAAGAAAUCACUGGAAGGGCCACAGGACAUUGAAUUGGAAUUAAGUAUGACAGUCUUUACAAACGGAAUGCCUCGAGGAAAAAGUGUGGCAAAAUUAUUCCUUUUUGUUUCACAGCAUACAUUUUAGAAAUAAAUGCACUCAAAAUAUCGUA